Xiphias gladius (swordfish) is the source of this 2194-nucleotide messenger RNA. RefSeq names its product tRNA methyltransferase 2 homolog A (gene trmt2a). Gene Ontology annotation, molecular function: RNA methyltransferase activity; RNA binding. Gene Ontology annotation, biological process: RNA processing. The record is from RefSeq and is a predicted model, not a curated record. The transcript has 12 exons. Bases 138 to 1985 code for a protein of 615 amino acids. NCBI's taxonomy places the organism in Eukaryota, Metazoa, Chordata, Actinopteri, Istiophoriformes, Xiphiidae.
UGGGGGACCUGAAACGAAGACUACCGCUUUAAAAACUCAGUUCAAAGUUCAUGCUGCACGUGGUCAAACCAACAUGGUAGCGCCCUGUACGUUUGAGUGAGAAGCGGAAUCGAACCUCAACGGAAGGCAGCAGGGUAAUGGCAGAUGUUCGUGGCAGCCCAGUGGCCGACACACCACCCUCGAAGGAGGAGAAACCCGGCGACCUCCCCCAGGACUCCAGCAAUGACGGUGUGGAGUCUGAUGUCAAAGCCGACGAUGAGAGCGGGGCCGCCUCCGACCCCAGCGUGUACCGCUACAUCAAAGAGGACCUCUUCACAUCUGAGAUCUACAAGGUGGAGAUCCGGAAUCUACCCAAGUUCAUCGGCUUCAACGACCUGAAGAAGUUCCUGGCCAAGCACAGCCUCAGUCCGCACAAAAUCAAGCUGUUUGGCAAGCAGACGUUCGCUUUCGUCACCUUUAAGAAUGAGGAGGAGCGCGACAAGGCCAUGAAGAUGGUGCAUGGCAUGCCGUGGAAGGGCCAGGUGCUGAGCGUCAGGCUGGCCAAACCCAAAGCGGAUCCCAUCCUGAGGAAGAGGAAGCAGGACGAGGGGGAGGGCGCGGGAGCACAGCCCCCAUGCAAGCGAGCAGAGGGGGGUGAGGAAGAGGAGCCGCUCAGUGUCCAGAUAGCCAACGUGGUGACUCCUCUGUGGAAUGUGCCUUAUGAGGAGCAGCUGAGGAGGAAGGAGCAGGAGGUGGUGGGGGUUCUGCAGAGGCUCGCCAAAGAGAUCGGAAGCACCAACAAAGCCAUGCUGCCAUGGCUGUUUGCACAGAAAGGGAAAUACAACAAAAUGUGUUGUCCCCUGGAAGCUAUUCAACAAUCUCCUAACCAGACGGCGUACAGAAACAAGUGCGAGUUCCUCAUCUCCGUGGGGGCAGAUGGGGAGGACAAGACCAUCGGUUUCCGCCUGGGCAAAUACAAAGGAGGGUCCUGUGCUGUGGUGGGGCCCGCUGAGACGUGCCAUGUCUCAGCCGAGGCCAAGAGAGUGGUCAGCGAGUUUCAGAGGUUCAUCAGGAAAACACCGUACUGUGUGUACAGUCCUGAGACAUAUGAAGGACACUGGAAGCAGCUGACUGUACGGACUACGAGAACCAAAGAAGCCAUGGCCAUGGUGUUUUUCAACCCACAGAAACUUGAAGAAGAGGAACUCGAGGCUCUAAAGAGCUCCAUGAAGGACUACUUUACAGAAGGAGAGGGGAAAGACAGCGGCGUGACCUCUCUUUACUUUGUCAGAGAGGGUCAGAGAAAAUCUCCUAACCCAGAGGACUUGCCCUGUGAGCUGGUGGCUGGAGAGAGCUGCAUUCACGAAGAACUGCUGGGCCUAAAAUUCCGAAUAUCCCCUCAUUCCUUCUUCCAGGUGAACACAGGUGCUGCAGAAGUGCUGUACUCUGCUGUGGGGGAAUGGGCCCAGCUGGAUCAGGACAGCACAGUACUGGAUGUGUGCUGUGGGACAGGAACCAUCGGCAUCUCUCUGGCUAAGAGGGUAAAGAAGGUGAUUGGGAUCGAGCUGUGCCAGGAAGCAGUGGAGGACGCAAAAGUUAAUGCAAAGCUCAACGGUCUAAGUAACAUCGAGUUUCACUGUGGAAAAGCUGAGGACGUGUUUCCCAACAUUCUCAGUGCUCUCGUGUCACCCAGUGUCACAGCCAUCGUGGAUCCACCCAGGGCAGGCCUACAUUCCAAGGUGAUACUUGCCAUCAGGAGAGCAGAGCACCUGAAGAGGCUGGUUUAUGUGGCGUGUAAUGCAAAGGCAGCCAUGAACAACUUCAUUGAUCUGUGCAGAGCACCAUCCAACAGAGUACACGGAGCCCCAUUCCGUCCAGUGCGAGCCAUGGCCGUGGAUCUGUUCCCUCAGACCAUGCACGUUGAGAUGCUUCUGCUGCUGGAGAGAGUGGACUACGACUCCCAGCAACAGCAGACCAGCAGCAAACAGGGAGACACAGCUUCUUAGCCUUAGAAACACUCUGUAGGUUAAUAGGUGGCGUUGGCUUUCCAUACCAGAAAUUUACAUUCAGUUCAGUUCAUCCAAACAACCUAACAAUUUUAGCACUCACCAGUGUCUCGACCACGUAAGUCCUCUUAUGUCAUAAUGCAGAAUUAAUGUGCUUCAAAUAAACUUAGUAUUACAGUAUGUAAUUGUACUGUAUUUGCUUAACUGAG